GCCGCGAUGGCGGGGCCGGGGCCGGGGCCGGGGCCGUACCGCGCCACCCGCCUGUGGAACGAGAUCACCAAGUACUUCCGAGCGGGAAUGCCCCUGAGGAAACACAGGCAGCACUUCAGGAAACACGGGAGCUGUUUCACUGCCUCGGAAGCCGUGGAUUGGCUCCAUGAGGUGCUCAGGAAUAACAGCAACUUCGGUCCCGAGGUGACCAGGCAGCAAACAUUGCAGUUACUGAGGAAAUUCCUCAAGAACCACGUCAUUGAGGAUAUAAAAGGGAGGUGGGGAGCUGAAAACCUGGAAGACAACGGUGCCCUGUACAGAUUUCCUUCAACAUCUCCGGUUAAACCUCUACCAAGCCCACCAAGAGAGAACUUGGAAAACUUCCCUGCAGACAAAGAAAAACUCUUUAAAUUGCCCCAUUUAUCCAAGAGGACUUUGAAAAAACACGAGUUACUGCAGUCCCUGGAAAACCUAGAAAAAACAAAGCCUGAUGUGAUAAAAGAAAACAAGGAAGACACACUACAAAGGAAGGAGAUAAGCCAGCAAUAUGUGCAAGAAACUUGGAGAAAUAUCAUUCUGAUACAUUUGCAGACCAUUCUGGGCCUCCCAUCGCUGGAGGAGGUUCUGCAGCCGGCACAGGUGGUCCCUGAGCACGUCAUGUACAACAUGAGCAACACCAGCAAACAUGGGGUGGUGAUUCUGCAGAACAAGUCAGAAGACCUCCCUCACUGGGUGCUUUCAGCUAUGAAGUGCCUCGCAUACUGGCCCAGAAACAAUGACAUGAGCCAAGCAACUUACAGUGGGUUUGAACGAGACGUGUUCAGAACAGUUGCUGAUUAUUUUCUCAGUCUCCCUGAGCCAUUACUUACUUUUGAAUACUAUGAACUUUUUGUUAAUGUUUUAGUUAUGUGUGGCUACAUCACAAUUCCAGAUCUGUGCAGUGGAAAACAUUCUGUCCAAGAUGAGAAAUGUGACCCACAGCCUUCAAAAACUCUUCACUUGAACUCUUUCAAGUCAACUGAGUGUCUUCUCCUAAGCCUGAUCCACAAAGAGCCUGACAAGAAAAAGAAAGAUGAAGCUUCCAGAAGGUUUUCUUCAGAAGAGCUGACUGUCCAAAACCAACACACAAAAACAUGGCAGCAAUAUAAACUGAGACAGCAGCAAGGUAGUGCUGGUAAUCUGAUAGGAGGAAGCUGCCAGAAUCUUUCAGGUGUCAGGAAGGAACAAGAUCCACCUGGAGCCUUUAGGACAAGGUGUUACUCCUUGGAAAGAAUCGGAGCUGCUCCUUCAAGUGUGUGUGGUAAAGGAGGAUGCGAUUCCUUCAGGGAAGGUGGUGUGAACACCAUCACAAGAAAUGGAAACCAGUCAUUGCUGUGUGAGCACAAAGCUAAUUCUGUGUUGGAGCUGGGCUGUGAUAACAUCUGUCAAACACAAACCCAGGGCAUCAAGAGAGUGUCUGCCUCAGCUCUGCAGGGUGAGCUGUUGGAUGGCACUCACGUGUCAAAGCAGAUGUGCUGCUCUCUGAGUUCACUGGGCAAGAGGAACUGCAGGAGCUGCACAGCCAUUAACAGACCAGUUGCUGAAAUCAUAGUAAAGCCAAGGGCUCAGCUCUGGGAGCAAGGAAACCCAAAUCCCUCUGGGGUGGCUGCUUCAGUGGACGUCAGGACUGAGGAUUCCGAAAUCACCAUCAAAAAGAGACUCUGCAGAAGCAGCACAGAACUCUCAGAAAGCUCUUUCACCCCCUCCCCUUGUGUGUUGACUGGCACGCAAAAUCUCCUGCAGCCUCACUUGGAAAGGAUUGCUGUGGAAGCUCUACAGAUCUGCUGUUUGCUGCUUCCACCCCCAAACCGUAGGAGGCUCCAGCUUCUGAUGCGGAUGAUCGCUCGGAUCAGUGGGAAUGUUGACAUGCCACGGCUGCACGAUGCCAUGGGCAACAGGUCCUUGCUGAUCCAGACAUUUUCCCGCUGUGUGCUGCGCUGUGCAGAGGAAGUGGACCUGGAUGAGCUGCUUUCUACACGACUGGUUUCAUUUCUGAUGGACCAUCAGCAGGAAAUAUUCCAGGUCCCAAUUCACCUGCAGGUCGCUGUGCGAGACCACCUUGAAUAUGUGCGGGUGGCUCAGUGCAAAUGUCCCAAGGAAGAAAUUUGUGCCGUAUUGCCAACGUAUUCGUACUGCAAACAAAUCACUCCUCAGGAGUUCGAGGAACAAAAGGUUUCUACCUCUCAAGCUGCAGUGGCAGAGCUCUUGGAGAACAUUAUCAAGGAUAAAAAUUUGUCUGUGAAAGACAAAAAGAAAAAGUUAAAACAGUUCCAGAGGGAAUACCCCCAGAUCUACCAGAACAGGUUCCCAACGACAGAGAGCGAAGCGAUGCUGCUGGAGAACAAACCCACCAUCAAGCAGCCCAUGCUCAGCCUGAGGAAGCCCAGGUUCCGGAGCCUGAGGUAUUAAUGUCACCACACUUGAGCCAUUUAUCUCCUGGAUGGGAGUCUGAAUGAUUCACCAGAGGAAUUGCUGCAGGAAUUUGAUUCUGGCUGUGUGUAGAAGGAAGAAAUGUUUACAUGGACACUGUGCUGAAAGGUGCCAAAAUACUCUUGGUUUUUAUGCAGAUAUUUUUGAAUAACUUCUAAGAGAGAAAUAUUUAUCUGUUUACAAAUUAUUACAAUAUAGCGUGUGUAGGAAAAGGUGAAAAUAAGCACGAAGCUGUUGUUAACCAAAAAUUUAUAUAUGGUUUUCUAUGGGAAACUAAUGACCUGCCUCUUGUAACCUUUUAAUAUCUGGUCAGGAAUUUGUGUCAUUUAUUGUAGUUUGUGUAGGUUUUAAUGUCUGUGUGUUGUGACUAAGUGCCUUCUCUAUUCUCAAAAUAUUUGUCUUUAAACAAAAGAAGUUCUGUGAGUUCAGGACCAGGAGAGCCAGAAGUUCACCAUGAAUUUUCUGCCUCCCUAAAAUGCUUGUGUUUAUCUCAUCUGUAAAA
Messenger RNA from Myiozetetes cayanensis, 2971 nucleotides. It is a transcript of the gene DEPDC1, whose product is annotated as DEP domain containing 1. The record is from RefSeq and is a predicted model, not a curated record. Bases 7 to 2448 code for a protein of 813 amino acids. Gene Ontology annotation, biological process: intracellular signal transduction. The transcript has 12 exons. NCBI's taxonomy places the organism in Eukaryota, Metazoa, Chordata, Aves, Passeriformes, Tyrannidae. Gene Ontology annotation, cellular component: nucleus; transcription repressor complex.